This is a messenger RNA of Emiliania huxleyi CCMP1516, 1237 nucleotides long. RefSeq lists its product as hypothetical. Gene Ontology annotation, molecular function: palmitoyl hydrolase activity; thiolester hydrolase activity. The record is from RefSeq and is a predicted model, not a curated record. The transcript has 4 exons. Bases 15 to 1073 code for a protein of 352 amino acids. NCBI's taxonomy places the organism in Eukaryota, Haptophyta, Isochrysidales, Noelaerhabdaceae. Gene Ontology annotation, cellular component: lysosome.
ACCGCUUUUGGCUCAUGAUGCUCGCCCUUUCUCUCUUCCCCACCACCUACUCGCCGCCGAGCAGCCACGAGCUCGCGGCCGUGGCGCCGACACUGCUCGCACUCGUCGAGCGCGCGGUCUCCGAACCCGAGGCGCUCGCGGCGGAGCUUUCGGAAUCGCCUUUGGCCGCGAUCGCGCCGACCUUUGCGCUGCCCGACGUCGCACCGACAGACCCGGCGGCGGCUGGGGACCUGCCCAUCGUGGUGACUCACGGCAUGGGCGACUCUUGCUUCAACCCGGGCAUGCAGUCGGUGGUGGCGCUUGCAGGCAAGACGCUCGGCGUCGAGGCUGUAUGUGUCCCAACGGGCGACAAUCAGGCAAGCGACACGAUCAACGGCUUUCUGAUGAACAUGGACAAGUCCGUCGAAGCCUUUGCCAAGCGCGUCCAGUCCGACAAGCGCCUCUCGGGCGGCUUUGACGCCUUCGGCCUCUCGCAGGGCAACAACAUCAUCCGCGGCUACAUCGCGGCGUACAACGACCCGCCCGUCCGCAACUUUCUGUCGAUCUGCGGGAUCAACGCGGGCGUCGCCGCCUUCCCGCACUGCGCCCCCUCGACGCCCGUGCUCGGCAGCAUCUGCGAGGCGCUGACCGAGGUGCUCGGCAAGCUCGCGUACAACCCGAUUGUGCAAGACAUCCUCUUCCAGGCAAACUACUUUCGCGACCCGACGCGCCGCAACUCGAGCGAGUACCUGUCGCACUCGCGCCUCGCCCUCUGGAACGGCGAGCGGCCCGGCGUCGACAUGAGCGCGCGCAAGGCGCGGUGGGCAAAGGUGGAGCGCUUCGUCUGGGUGGAAGGCUCGCGCGACUCGAUGGUCUGGCCACGGCAGGGCGAGCAGUGGGGCGACGUGCCCUCCGGCUACCCGAAGCAGCUCUCGCCCGUGCCGUACAACGAGACGCGCUGGUACACCGAGGACACCUUCGGGCUGCAGACGGCGGGCAAGGCGGGCAAGAACUUCUUCGAGUCCUUCGACGGCGACCACAUCCGCUUCACCAGCGCCGAGCUGCAGGGCUGGCUCAAAAAGUACUUCAAGUGAGCCGCGUGUGCGAAGGUUUAGAAGGUCUCGCUCUCUGUGGACGCUGGAUCCUCGCGGCGGGGGCGCUGGGGUGUGCAGCACUGGAUGGUGGGACGCGUGUGGACUGUAUGUUGAGCUUGUGGGGGGUCUAUUCUUUUGAGGUUACAAAAAUCGAAGUUUGGGGC